GCGCUUCCUACGUCUUCCUCGAUCAAACUGUUUCUGGAAAUUCUAGAUUGAUCUUGUGAACGAGAGCAGUCUCAAUAUCUUGCAGGAACAUAACAGGAACAUCAACCACAUCGUAGAAGACUUGUUCCCUUUGCAGCGGGCGUACUGACACUUCCUGCCAUUGAAGGGCACCGAAGAAUUCAUUACAUCGCCUUAUCACUCUUAUCCAAUGGACGAGCAAAAGGCUCUGCCUCAUAUGGUCCAACCUCAUGAUGCCCUGCGCUUGGGGAUCAGCUCACUGAAAGACCAAGCAUCGGUUGUCCACCCUGUUGAGGCCAUCCAGAAGAACCACCCCAAGAACCAGGAGGAGCUGAAGCUGGGGAUGCUGCGCAACUUGUAUGGGUCUGCUCUCCCGGCCAGGAUGCAGUUGGACAAGCAGAUUCUGAGCAAGGUUGGCAGGCUCCCGGGGAUGCCAUCUUCUCAGUUGGGUCUGCAGUCCUUGACCGGAGAGCUUGACGACUUUGGCUUUGAGUCUUACAUCGGGCUUCCAGAAGACAGUGAAUCUCCAGGGCCUGACAUGCACUCACUGAUGGAGGCCAAGCACAAGCUGGGCUUGCAGCCUGUCACAAGGUCUAUCAUAUAGGCAGUCCAGCAUCAGCUGCUGAUGGAAGAAAUGGGAAGUACCUGCAGUACAUGAUGCAGAAAGUGGUAUUCUGCACCAGAGCACAGCUGUAGAUCCGGUGCUAAAAGGCUAGCACCGGAAGUGAACUAGGCACACCUUUCUAGACAUCGCAUGCAAGGUUUGCACCUUUAUGGAGCCUUGCUGGAUCAGGCAGCCACGGCAAAGUUCUGGUCAUUUGCAGCUGCUAUUGAUGUCCACCUUCAGCAUGCAGAUGCGUGUUAGAUUGACAGCCGCAGCGGCUGCUUAGAAGUGAAGACAAACAGACUCUGAUUGACCGCGAUGAGGAUCGACUUGAAGUGGGCCUUCGUCUAUAAAUUGUCAGUAGCCACGUGAGGCAACUUCACUGUGACUGAAGGAAUGCAAGCAGUAAUGCAAUUGCAGCAUCAUCAUGAUAUUAAUAUCAUUUAUGAUGAU
Molecule: messenger RNA, 1075 nt
Organism: Coccomyxa subellipsoidea C-169
Lineage: Eukaryota; Viridiplantae; Chlorophyta; Trebouxiophyceae; Coccomyxaceae
Product: proteasome maturation factor UMP1
Exons: 4
Coding region: 209-622 (137 amino acids)
Biological process (GO): proteasome assembly
Cellular component (GO): nucleus; cytoplasm
Source: RefSeq, a predicted model, not a curated record